GACUGGCCGCCGUGCAGGCGGCCCUGGAGGACAUGGGUGACAAGCCCCCCGGGUUCCGGGGCUCCCAGAGCUGGAUCGGUUGUGUAGAAGCCAGCCUCUGCCUCGACCACUUCGGAGGGCCCCAGGGGCGGCUGUGUCACGUACCCCGUGGAGCAGGGCUUCAGGGGGAACUGGAGAGGCUUUACUCCCACUUCGCAGGGGGCGGGGGGCCUGUAAUGGUUGGCGGGGACGCAGAUGCCCAGUCCAAGGCCUUGCUGGGAGUCUGCCUGUGUCCAGGCACGGAAGCCUACGUUCUGGUAUUGGACCCUCACUUCUGGGGUGCUCCGAAAAAUCCCAGUGAACUACAGGCAGCUGGGUGGGUGGGAUGGAGAGAGGUAGGCACAGCCUUUGACUGCAACUCCUUCUACAACCUGUGUUUGACCAACUGCAACUCCCAGAAGUAGCAGUACGCCCUGGACUGAGGCUCAGGUCCCAGAAUGGAGACUGUCUCUGGCCCCAAACCCAUUCACCUAAACCCUACUCCAAAGGCAAAAGCUGCCUGGGCCUUUGACGUCAAUAAAGUGGAGAGGCUCAGCUAA
Messenger RNA from Ailuropoda melanoleuca (giant panda), 578 nucleotides. It is a transcript of the gene UFSP1, whose product is annotated as UFM1 specific peptidase 1. The record is from RefSeq and is a predicted model, not a curated record. The coding region runs from base 33 to 443 and encodes 136 amino acids. Lineage: Eukaryota; Metazoa; Chordata; Mammalia; Carnivora; Ursidae. The transcript has a single exon. Gene Ontology annotation, molecular function: deUFMylase activity.